Cryphonectria parasitica EP155 is the source of this 1650-nucleotide messenger RNA. RefSeq names its product fungal-specific transcription factor domain protein. The coding region runs from base 1 to 1650 and encodes 549 amino acids. The record is from RefSeq and is a predicted model, not a curated record. Lineage: Eukaryota; Fungi; Ascomycota; Sordariomycetes; Diaporthales; Cryphonectriaceae. Gene Ontology annotation, cellular component: nucleus. Gene Ontology annotation, molecular function: DNA binding; zinc ion binding. Gene Ontology annotation, biological process: DNA-templated transcription. The transcript has 4 exons.
AUGCUUCGGUACACGCAUGGUGCAACUUACGUGGGAAAUGUGCACUGGGCAGCGGUGCUUGAGAGCAUCUCGGAGCUGAGAGAACACUACGAGGAGAGAGAAGGGGCCAGUAUGACGAUGCCUACCGGUACGAGCAGCAACUACAUGUCGCAUACCUCAAGUGCCGGCCCUCGGCUAUUAUAUGCGCCUGUGCAAGCUACCAAAGCUGAGAUUUUGACCUCAAUACCAUCUCGGCAAGUGGUGGACCGUAUGGUAACGCGCUACUUCAAUACGCAAUAUAAUGUAUCGCUACCUGUGCUUCAUAGGGGUCGUUUUCUCCGAGAGUACGAAAAGUUCUGGCAAGCCCCAGCUUCGGCAUCCAUGCUAUGGAUCGGCCUUCUAUUUAGCAUCAUGGCACUUGGCACCCAUUUACAGUUGUGUACAGAUGACCAGCCAAGCUCUGACAUAACAGCUCGUGCCUAUGUCUUUCGUGAGAGGACUAUCCACUGUCUUCGUCUUGGCCAGUUUACCCGAGGAAAAGAGGAUGUUCUUGAAACGAUGCUCAAUUAUCUCUUUCUCGAGAUCUUACUGUGUAAGGACGCCGACAAUGGGCUCUGGCUCGUGUUAGGCAUGAUCGUACAACUCGCCCUGAGUCUAGGAUACCACAGGGACGCCAAAAACUUCUCCAGGUCCAAAAUUUCGCCAUUCGCCGGUGAAAUGCGACGCCGUGUCUGGGCUGUUAUCGUGCAGACAGAUCUGCGGCUGUCAAGCCAGAUAGGCUUGCCACGCCUUCUCAAGCUACACCAAUGCGAUACAGCCGACCCUCACAACUUGCUCGAUACGGACUUUGACGAGACUACUGUCGAGCUUCCACCCUCUAGGCCCGAAAGUGAAGUAACGCCGGUGCUCUAUGUGUUAGCAAAGAACAGAAUCGACCGCCUAAGCGACCUGAUUAGCAGUUACGUGAAUAUGGCUGACAACGGGGAGCAUGCGUAUGCCGAGACGAUCGAGCUGGACCGAAAGCUGCAACAAGGAAUAACCUCACUGCCUGCCAUUUUCCAGUGGCAACCUGUGACUGUCAGUCAGUCCAUGAUGCUGUCGCCACAGAUUAUUGCGCACCGCGUGUUGUUUCAUCUCUCCAAGCAGCGUCUCACGAUCUGGCUCCACCGGAGAUACCUCGAACCUCCCUAUGUCGACGCUCAGUAUAGAUACUCACGGAAUGCCUGUGUUCAGGCUGCUAUGGAGAUUCUCCAGCUCCAGAAACUGAUAGACGAAGAAACGUAUCCAGACGGGCUGUUGUACUCGGUGCGAUUCCUGGUCGUCACAUCACUCGCGCAGUUUGUCUUCCUCUUGGGCAUGAGUAUUCUCAGCUAUUAUCUACAGCUGCUCAAAAUCCAGCCUGAUGCUGCGUCCUUACAGAAUGAGCCGGAUGAGAACAGGAAAAAAGAUGAGAACGAGAAAGAAAUGGUCAUCGACCAGGACCAGGACGCACGAGUCGCCAGAAUCUACAGCCUGCUGCGCGACUCACACUCAAUAUGGCUGCGGUCGGGUAGCGUAUCACGGGAAGCCCGGAAAGCGGCUAAGCAUUUGAGCCUUGUACUGGGUCUGCGGGAACAAGAAGAAGAUUUGAGCAGCGUGACAACGACGACGACCGAAUGCCUCGCCAACUAA